ACGACUCAUGCUAUGCCUGCAUCCACAUUCUACUACGGCAAGAGCUAGCACCAUUCGCCUAUAUAAAUACCGUUGGUGUCACGUAUGCAACACCUCCAUGAUCCGGACGAGUAGUUAGUUGCCAAAUAACACCAGCACGUACAGCACCAUGGCGUCCGGUGCUUCACGAACCGUCAGGUUUCAGAGCGACGUGGACGUGAAGCACUUCAGAGCGAGCCCUUUGGAGAGCCCGCAACCACCGCCGGGCAGAAAGCGCAGCAGGUCCCAUGACCCGAGGCGGUGGUGGCCGGGAUCCCGUGACUCCCCGGAGAAACCGCGCGCUCGCACGAGCGGCGGCAGCGGCAGAGCCCUCAAGGACAGGGUGCUGUCGCGGGCCUUCUCGGAGGAACUGGAGUCGCUGAUGCACGCCGGCGGCGACCGCCACCUCUUCUUCUUCUUCGACCCGCGCGGGCAGGUGAUCCACCGGUGGCACAAGGUGUUCCUGGCCGCCUGCCUCGCGUCGCUCUUCGUGGACCCGCUCUUCCUCUACCUGACGGGGACGCGGCGGGACGCGUGCGUCGGCUUCGACUACUCGCUGGCGCUCACGCUCUCCAUGAUACGCUCGCUGCUGGACGUCUUCUACGCAGCGCACAUCGUCAUCCGCUUCCGCACCGCCUUCAUCGCCCCCUCGUCGCGGGUGUUCGGGAGAGGGGAGCUCGUCAUCAACCCGUACCAGAUCGCCAGGCGGUACCUUGCAUGGACCUUCUGGUUUGAUCUCUUCACCGCGCUACCACUGCCGCAGUUUGUGUUGUGGGUGGUGGUGCCGAAGCUGAGGGAAUCCGCGAUCACAAACAUAAAGAACGUCCUCCGCUUCAGCAUCAUUUUCCAGUACCUGCCGCGGCUGCUGCAGAUCUUCCCGCUGACGAGGCGGAUCGUGAUGGCGACGGGGGUCAUGACCGAAAACGCCUGGGCCGGAGCAGCCUACAACCUCAUACUCUACAUGCUAGCCAGCCACGUGCGUUGCCUUGAUUUCUCGCGUCUCUCGUCUCGUCUCCAAGCAAAGCAAAUUUCUUUCUUGAGUGGUGACCAUUAUUAUGAACUGGGCGUUGCGUGCGUGCAGGUGCUGGGAGCACUGUGGUACCUCUUCUCGGUGCAGCGGCAGGAGUCGUGCUGGCGGGAGGCGUGCCGCGCCGAGGGCCCGCCGUGCCAGGACAUCUUCUUCGACUGUGCAAGCACAAGCACGGUGAGCAGCAACCGGAGCGUCUGGUACGCGCUCACCAACGUCACGAGGCUGUGCGCCCCCGGCAACAACGGCUUCUACCAGUUCGGGAUCUUCGCGGAGGCGCUGGACGCGCGGCUCACCACCUCCUCCUUCACGCACAAGUACUUCUACUGCUUCUGGUGGGGCCUCAAGAACCUCAGCUGCCUGGGCCAGAACCUCAACACCAGCCUCUCCAUCGGCGAGAUCAGUUUCGCCAUCGUCAUCGGCGUCCUCGGCCUGGUGCUCUUCGCGCUGCUCAUCGGCAACAUGCAGUCCUACCUCCAGGCCACCAUGGUGCGGCUGGAGGAGUGGCGGACCAAGCGCACGGACAUGGAGCGCUGGAUGCAGCACCGCCAGAUCCCGCAGCCGCUCAAGGAGUGCGUCAGGCGCUACCACCAGUACAAGUGGGUGGCCACCCGCGGCGUCGACGAGGAGGCGCUGCUCGAGGACCUCCCCAUGGACAUCCGCCGCGACAUCAAGCGCCACCUCUGCCUCGACCUCGUCCGCCGGGUGCCGCUGUUCGACGAGAUGGACGAGCGCAUGCUGGAGGCCAUCUGCGAGCGCCUGCGCCCGGCGCUCUACACGCGGGGCACGCGCCUGGUGAGGGAGCUGGACCCCGUCGACUCCAUGCUCUUCAUCAUCCGGGGCCACCUCGACUCCAACACCACGCAGGGCGGGAGGUCCGGCUUCUUCAACUCGUGCCGCAUCGGGGCGGGGGAGUUCUGCGGGGAGGAGCUGCUCACCUGGGCGCUCGACCCGCGCCCCGCCGAGGCGCUGCCGAGGUCCACGCGCACCGUGCGCGCCGUCUCCGAGGUCGAGGCCUUCGCGCUCGUCGCCGAUGACCUCCGCUUCGUCGCCUCGCAGUUCCGCCGCCUGCACAGCGCGCGCAUCCGCCACAGGUUCCGCUUCUACUCCCACCAGUGGCGCACCUGGGCGGCGUGCUUCAUCCAGGCCGCAUGGCGCCGCCACAAGCGCCGACGCGCGUCCAUGGAGCUCAGGGUGCGCGAGGGCGGCAGCCAGGCCUGGCCGGGAGGGAGCGUCAGGCGCCGUCGCCACAGUUGCGACGGCAAGGCGCUCAAGAAACCCACGGAGCCGGAUUUCACGGUGGAGCAAGAGGAAUGAAAUGUUUCUUGCUUUGCUUUCUGAGCUGGCAAUGGGCCAACGGCGUCAUUAGUUUUCGCAAAAGUCAAACUUCAUAAGCUUUAAUGUAAGCUAUUUAUUGUUCCGAUAGAUGAUAAUGUACUGUAUUACUGCACCAUAAGACAAUGUCAAAACCAGUCAACACGUCUACAAGAAUAGACACCGUUAAA
Aegilops tauschii subsp. strangulata is the source of this 2550-nucleotide messenger RNA. Its product is annotated as protein CNGC15b. Gene Ontology annotation, biological process: transmembrane transport; monoatomic ion transport. Gene Ontology annotation, molecular function: monoatomic ion channel activity. NCBI's taxonomy places the organism in Eukaryota, Viridiplantae, Streptophyta, Magnoliopsida, Poales, Poaceae. The record is from RefSeq and is a predicted model, not a curated record. Gene Ontology annotation, cellular component: membrane.